GUCCGGCUGCAAUUUAGUCCCUGUCCAUGAUUUUACUAAGACCCAAUCUCCCGGUCGAAUCGGAUGAACAGCGAAUUCAAGGGGUGGAGUCUGUGCUAAUAAAGCCUGUUUCCUGAGGAAAGACAAAGAGGAGGACAAGCCCAGUAUAUACUUCUUUAAGAACAAAUCUUUAGUUACUGGGAUUGGCAGUGGCCAGAUAUAGGAACUUCCCGAGAACCUGGGACAGCAGGUAUUAGGGAAUAAACCACCGCUUCCUGUGGAUUCAGAGCUGCUUCUUUCGUUACCUCAUCAGCCAUGAUGGAUGUUCUGACCGUUGCAAAUAAUUGCUUUGCGCUUGACCUCUGCCUGAAGCUCUGUGAAAAGAAGAGAACUGAGAAUGUUUUUUUUUCCCCAUUAAGUAUAUCAACGGCUCUGGCUAUGGUGUUCCUUGGUGCUAAAGGCAGCACGAACCAGCAGAUGGCUAAGGUGCUGCAUUUUGGUGAUGUUGGAGAUGUUCACGCUGGAUUCCAGAAAUUGCAGGCGGAUAUGAAGAAUCUUGGCGGUGCUUGUCUUCUGAAGGUGGCAAAUGGCCUGUACAGAGAUAAAAGCAUCAACUUGCACCAUGAGUAUCUCGAAUCCAUGUCAAAGUUCUUUCAGGCAGAACUCACUGCUGUUGAUUUUGCUGAACAAUCAGAGGAGGCCAGAGUCCACAUCAAUGCCUGGGUGGAGGGGCAGACAGAAGGUAAGAUCCAGGACUUGUUAGCUCAAGGCACACUCGAUGCAAAUUCAAAGCUUGUACUUGCGAAUGCCAUCUACUUUAAAGGCAAUUGGGAGAAGAAAUUUGAUGAAGAUAAUACCAAGGAAAUGCCAUUCAGUGUCACCGAGAAUGAAUCUAAACUAGUGAAAAUGAUGUGUCAGACGGGAAUAUUUAACACAGCAUACAUUGAGGAGGUUGCAACGAAUAUCCUGGAGCUGCCUUACCUUCAGGAGGAGCUGAGUAUGAUCAUCCUGUUACCUGAUGAAAUCAGCGGAUUAGAAAAGCUGCUGAAGAGUUUGACGUAUGACAAUCUAUCGAAAUGGACCAAUGAGGAAAACCUGGAUCCUUCAGAAACACUUGUCCACCUGCCCAGAUUCAAGCUGGAAGGAAGCUAUGACCUGAGGGCCACGCUUUCUGCCAUGGGAAUGCCGGAGGCCUUCGAUGGGACAAGCGCCAAUUUCUCGGGAAUGACAGGGACAUGUGCCCUGUCUUUGUCCAAUGUCGUUCACAAGUCCUUUGUAGAAGUGAAUGAAGAAGGGAGUGAAGCAGCAGCCAGCACAGAGGCCACCAUGUCGUUUCGAUGUUUCAGCUCUGUUGAUGAAUUUAUAGCAGAUCAUCCUUUCCUCUUUUACAUCAGGCACAAUAAAACUCAAAGCACCUUAUUUUUGGGCCAGUUCUCAUCGCCGUAGCCAGAAUUUUUACAUGUCCCCCUAGAAAACAUCCAAUACUCAAAACUACUUGCUGUAAUGUUCCACGCACCGAAGUCUGUGUUAAUAUCAGAUCUUACAUCAUUUAUAAACAAGUUCAUUUACAGUGGCUGAUAAAUAUGUUAUUUCAGUUUGCUAUUAAAUUGCACAUAAUCUUACUCAGCUUGUUUGAUAGGAGUUGGGACAUCAUGAUGCAGCCUAUAAGGGUGGUAGAGGCAGAAAUAUUCAUAACCUUUAGAAGUGUUUAGAUGUGCUGUUACAAUGCCAAAGCAUACAAGGCUACGGAGAUUAGUGAGGAUGGCAGAUGCUGGAAAAUCAGAUUCGAUAAA
Chiloscyllium plagiosum (whitespotted bambooshark) is the source of this 1772-nucleotide messenger RNA. Its product is annotated as serpin B6-like. Lineage: Eukaryota; Metazoa; Chordata; Chondrichthyes; Orectolobiformes; Hemiscylliidae. The record is from RefSeq and is a predicted model, not a curated record. Gene Ontology annotation, molecular function: serine-type endopeptidase inhibitor activity. Gene Ontology annotation, biological process: negative regulation of endopeptidase activity.